UGGCUCUGUAGCCGGGGCUGGGCCAUUGCCGGGCGGGUGGUUGUGCAGAUUCCUCUCCGGAUCUCCCGCUGUUUCUCACCUUAUUGACUGGGACAGAAACAGUUUCUAUUUCAUCCCGAAAUGCUCCCCCACUCCCCCUACCCCAUUGACAACUGCACUCUGAGCUCUCACUUCUGCAAUUCCCUCCCCAAACUCUUUGGCAUCUUCCACUUGAAGACCCCCGCAAAAACCCGCCCAUCUCCUAUCUUUGCUCAAUUCUAAUAUCCUUUUUUAAGUUCUGUUCCCUUGAAAUAAUGUCUCUCUGAAGUGUUUUGGGAUUUUCUUUAUACAUUAAGUACCCUACACACAAAUCCUAGGCCAAAGUGGCUUCAGGAAGUAUCUGAUACAGGGCAGCACCUUCACAAUAUUCUCAGGUUGGAAAGGAGGUGGCAGAAUGUAAUUUACACCGCUCUCCACUUAUCCCAACUCGAGACAAUACUGUCUCUUGCUGGGCUUAUAGCUCUACGGCAGUCAAUUGACACCCUACCCUUCAACUGACUCUUUAUGUGUGAACCUGGGCUGUGCUAUUAGCAGUCUAUUUAACUACAGGGAACCUCAUAGUUCAGGCUUAUCCUCUCCUCAGUCAAUGUACUUUCAUUGGACUAUGAUUGAAUGGGAAACCUCGAUGGUUUAGUUUUUUCUCUUUGGUCUCUGAGCACAUGUCUGUGCAAUCACUAACACCGUCUAUUUCCUCUAUCAUUGCCCAAUUCCAUCCCUGCCUUAGCUCAUCUGUUGCUGAAACCCUCAUGCUUGCUGUUGUAAUCUCUGGACUCGAUUAUUCCAAAGCACUCCCUGCCAGCCUCUCACGUUUAACCCUCCAUAAACUUGAGGUCACCCAAAACUCUGCUGCCCAUGUUCUAAUUGGCACCAAGUCCUGUUCACCCAUCACCCUUGUGCUCGCUGACAGUCUUGGCUCCUGGUUAAGCAAUGCCUCAAUUUUAAAGUUCUCUUCUUUGAUUUCAAAUCCCUCUGUGGUCUCGCCCCUCCCCACUCUAUGAUCUUCUCCAGCCCUAAAACUCUCCAAGGUAUCUAUGUGCCUCCAGUUCUGAUCUCUUGAGCAUUGCUGAACUGUUGCAGAGCCUUCAGCUUCCAAGGACUUAAACACUGGAAUUCCCUUUCUACACCUCUCCACCUCCCUACCUCUCUCUCUUUAAAAUGCACCUUAAAACUUACCUCUCUCUCUCGGCAUUUGGCCAUCUUCCUUAAUAUCUCCUUACGUGAUUCCGUAUAAAACUUUAUUUGAUAGUGCUCCUGUGAAGCAUCUGGAUGUGUUUUACUAUCUUAAAGGUGCUAAUUAAGUACCUAAGUGCACCCACUCAUGCUCGCUGCGGAACCUGGGAAAUGAGCAUGAAAGGAUCAAUCGGAAGGACUACGAGCUGAUGGUGAACCCCAAGGUCUUCCCUCAGGUGAAGCUUGGUGAUAUUGUGGAGAUUGCACAUAUCAAUGAUGAGUAUAGCCCUCUUCUUCUUCAGGUGAAGUCUUUGAAAGAAGACUUGCAGAAAGAAACUAUUAGUGUGGACCAGACUGUGGCCCAGGUGUUUAAGCUCCGAGCUUACCAAGAUGUCUAUGUUAAUAUUGUGGAUCCCAAGGAUGUUAGCCUUGAUCUGGUGGAGCUAACCUUCAAGGACCAAUACAUCGGGCGCAGCGACAUGUGGCGGUUAAAGAAGAACCUGGUUAACACCUGUGCUUACGUUACACAGAAGGUGGAAUUUGCUGGAAUAAGAGCACAAGCAAGUGAACUUUGGGUCAAAGGUGAAAAGGUUACCUGUGGAUACAUAAGCGAAGAAUCCAGGGUGGUGUUCCGAUCUACCUCUGCCAUGGUCUAUAUUUUCAUCCAGAUGAGCUGUGAGAUGUGGGACUUUGACAUCUAUGGUGAUUUGUACUUUGAGAAGGCUGUCAAUGGUUUUCUUGCUGACCUAUUUGCCAAAUGGAAGGAUAAGAAUUGCAGCCAUGAGGUGACAGUGGUUUUAUUUUCUAGGACUUUCUAUGAUGGCAAGUCAAUGGAUGAGUUUCCUGAGAGUCACCGGCCCUCCAUUCAGCAGGAUCAUGAGGGAAGAUUCUAUGAAGACUUUUAUAAAGUUGUUGCCCAGAAUGAAAGACGGGAAGAAUGGACUUCACUGCUUACAACAAUUAAAAAACUUUUCAUUCAGUAUCCUGUGCUGGUGCGGUUGCAGGAAGCAGAUGGGUUUCCACGUGGACAGAAUUCUACAGCGGCCCAAGGAAACUAUUUGGAAGCCAUCAAUCUAUCGUUUAAUGUGUUUGACAAGCAUUACAUAAACCGAAACUUUGAUCGCACCGGCCAGAUGUCUGUGGUUAUCACGCCUGGGGUGGGAGUGUUUGAAGUUGACCGGUUGUUGAUGAUUCUUACCAAGCAACGGAUGAUUGACAAUGGUAUUGGUGUUGACCUGGUGUGUAUGGGUGAGCAGCCCCUUCAUGCUGUGCCAUUGUUUAAGCUGCACAAUCGAAGUAUCCCUGGAGAUUCUCGUCUAGGUGACGAUUACAAUAUUCCCCACUGGAUAAACCACAGUUUCUACACCUCCAAGAGUCAGUUAUAUUACAAUAGUUUCACUCCUCGCAUUAAACUUGCGGCAAGAAAGGCACCAGCAGAGAAAGGCAAAAAUAAUAAAGAUAACACAAUUGGGGCCAGCAGCCCAAAGGAAUCCGAGAACAGCCUUCCAAUCCAGGUGGAUUACGAUGCAUACGAUGCUCAGGUAUUCCGGUUGCCUGGACCGUCUAGAGUCCAGCGGCCCACCUCCUUCAGACCUGUUCGAGAAAGCCACACCAGGAAAAGUUCCAGCUCCUAUGACGUUUCAAACAGUCCACCCCACCACAGAGGAACGCUGCCCCUGGAGGAAGUCAGGAGCCAGGCCUCUGACGACAGCUCUCUUGGAAAGAUUUCAAAUAUUCUUCUGAUCCCACGGCCUCAUCUUCACCAGUACGAAGUUAGCAGCUCUCUGGGGUACACAAGCACCAGGGAUAUCCUGGAACGAAUGAUUGACUCACAGCAGAGGGAUUCCAGUGCUCCAGGACGUUUUCAUGUUGGCAGCGCUGAGUCCAUGCUCCAUAUUCGACCGGGCGGCUACACCCCUCAGCGGGCACUCAUUAAUCCGUUUGCACCUUCCCGAAUGCCAAUGAAGCUAACGUCAAACAGGAGGAGGUGGAUGCAUACAUUCCCAAUAGGUCCCUCUGGAGAAGCAAUCCAGAUCCAUCACCAGACCAGACAGCAUAUGGCAGAGCUUCAGGGAAGCAGUGUACAGGAUCCUACACACUCCUCCGCAGAACUACUGGAGCUAGCUUACCAUGAAGCGACUGGCAGACGGAGCACCGCCAGGCAGGCUGCUGAUAACCUAUCUUUCCUGGGGUGUACAGGAGUGGAGGAGUUUGCCACGAGUCCUGCCAGCAGCCACAGUGCAGGGACUCCACUGAACCAGGCGUCAUCCUACGAGGACCCUUCUACUGGCCGUGAUCCAAUUCUGAUGCUGUCUGCUCCUCCUGUAGUGCCCAGUUUCUGUUGCACAGUUGGUGUUGACUGGAAGUCUCUCACCACACCUGCCUGCUUGCCACUCACCACAGACUACUUUCCAGACCGGCAGAGCCUCCAGAAUGACUACACAGAGGGCUGCUACGACCUCCUCCCAGAGACUGACGUUGACAGGAGAGAUGAGGACGGGCCUGUAAUGACAGCCCAGCAGGUAUUUGAGGAGUUCAUCUGCCAACGGCUCAUGCAGGGCUACCAGAUUAUUGUCCAGACCAAGAACAAGCUGUCCAGCACUACAGCUUCAGCCCCCCUCAGCAGCAGCCCCCUCUACACACGGGGUCUAGUGUCUAGGAACAAGCUGGAGGAGGAGGAGACCGCAUAUUGGCUGAGCAUGGGACGCACCUUUCACAAGGUCUGCUUAAAAGACAAGAUCAUAACCGUCACACGCUACCUACCAAAGUACCCUUAUGAGUCUGCUCAGAUCCAGUAUAGUUACAGCCUCUGUCCGCCACAUCCCAGUACCGAGUUUGUGUCGUGCUGGGUGGAGUUCUCCCAUGAGCGGCUGGAAGAGUACAAAUGGAAUUACCUGGAUCAGUACAUCUGCUCGUCAGGCUCUGAGGAUUUCAGCCUGAUCGAAUCCCUGAAGUUCUGGCGAACAAGGUUCUUGUUGCUGCCCGCCUGUGUAACAGCUACGAAACGAAUCAUGGAGGGAGAGACCCGCUGUGACGUUUACGGGGAGAAGUUACGCUCCGACCAGGAGGAGUGGCAGCUGCUGGAUGGCUUCAUUCGGUUUGUGGAGGGUUUGAAUCGAAUACGAAGAAGGCACCGCUCUGACAGAAUCAUAAGGAAGGGAGCCCUCAUUAAAGGACUGCAGGUGACCGGGCCCCUCGCAAACUAUCCCACUGAACCAGCUGGACCACCUCUCGGGAAGAAGGGAACGUCCGCUCUGUCAGCCUUGCUGGAGAUGGAAGCCAACCAGAGGAGCUUCGAGGAGCAGCAGGCAGCAGUCCAUUCUGCGAAAGGUGCUGGCCCAGCCUCUGACAGUAUCCCACAUUCUGGGGCCAACAUUGCCAUCACUCCCAGUUAUGUCGACAGUCCAAGGAAGGUCCAAGGAGACCAGGCGUCAAUGGGCACUGACUAUUCAGAUUACAGCCCAGCUUCAGGAACCACUGCUCCAACUGGAGACAAAUCCAGUACAUCGGGAAAUGCACAGACCUCUGCCAUGGGUGUCACUCAGGGUACAGGGGACCAGCCUCCUAUCCCUGCCACAUUAGAGGGCAGCAACCAGCUGUCCUCUGGAAUUGCAAAUUCACUGACUUCCUCCUCAUCACUAGCAGAAAUACUGGAAACAAUGAAGCACCCCACUACUGGUAUUCAACUACUCCCAGAACAAAGGGGGCUGCACCCCAAUUGUUUCAUCAGCGCAGAGGUGGUCCACUGGCUUAUCAGCAAUGUUGAAGGUGUCCAGACUCAGCCUAUGGCCAUCGACAUCAUGCAGAAAAUGCUGGAUGAGCAACUCAUUGUCCAUGCUUUUGGGGAGUCUAUGCGGGCAUUCGUGUAUGGCUUCUACCUGUACAGGCUUGUCACAGACAAAGACACUGAGAAAGGAAAUUUGCAGUCUUCCACUAUCUGGUAUACCUCAACAAUGGACGACCUGGCUGCAUUCCAGCGCAAGUGGUUUGAGGUGGCUUUCCUCACAGAAGAGCGGCUUCAUGUUGACAUUCCUGCCUUCUUGUUACCGUGGUUACCCAGUAGGCCAGCGUCCUAUGCAAGUAGGCACAGUUCCUUCAGCCGCAGUUUUGGAGGACGAAGUCAAGCCGCUGCCUUACUAGCUGCCACAGUCCCUGAACAGAAGACGGUGACCCUUGACGUGGAUGUCAAUAACCGCUCAGACCGUGUUGAAUGGUGCAGUUGCUAUUACCAUGGGAACUACUCAAUAAAUGCUGCAUUUGAAGUCAAGUUGCAUUGGAUGGCAGUAACAUCAGCUGUGCUCUUUGAAAUGGUGCAAGGCUGGCACAGGAAGGCCACCUCCUGUGGAUUUCUCUUGGUACCUGUUCUCGAAGGCCCAUUUGCUCUACCCAGCUACCUGUAUGGAGAUCCAUUGCGAACUCAGCUUUUCAUCCCGCUUAAUAUUAGUUGCUUGGUGAAGGAAGGUGCUGAGCAUCUCUUCGAUGGGUUCGAGCCUGAGACUUACUGGGACCGAAUGCAGCUUCUGCAGGAGGCCAUUCUUGCCAGGUUUGGUUUUGUCCAAGACAAGUACACCGCCUCAGCCUUUAACUUUCCUGCAGAGAAUAAGCCGCAAUACAUUCAUGUCACAGGUACAGUAUUUCUUCAGUUGCCGUUUUCCAAACGCAAGUUCACCAGCGGCCAACAGAGACGGCGGAGGAACUCCACCAGCUCUAGCACCCAGAGCCUUUUUGGUGAGGAGAAAAUCGGCUAUAACUGGGCCUACAACACCAUGCUGACCAAAACCUGGCGAUCCAGUGCCACGGGCGAUGAGAAAUUUGCCGACCGCCUGCUCAAGGACUUCAAUGACUUCUGCUCCAACAAGGACAACCGUCUGGUCAGCUUCUGGGAGAGCUGUCUGGAGAAAAUGCAUUCCAGUGCACCCUGAGAGGGAGAGCCAGAACAAGAAUAGGUGGAAAAAGCAGGGAAUCACUGUGACGGUCUGAGUUAGAGCAGACUCUAGCUGGUGGCACAUAUACCUAUUCUUUGCCCAUUGGAAGCACAUUCAAUAUCCAUCGUAUGCUUGGGUCGAGUUGUAAUUCUGUAUGACGCUGGUCCACAGUGUCACACGCACUCCAUUUGGUGCCUGAGUUUUCCCAAAUGAUGAUUGCUUCAUCCAACUGCUUCCUUUGCCCUCUUAGUCAGCCUAUCCAUACAUCUGGCCACAUUGACUAUGAAUCUAGAUAUGGCUUCCAUUUCAGUUGCUCUGACAAAAGCCUGGCACAGAAUAGUUAGUGAAUCUGAUCAGUCAGAGUAGGAAUGAGUUGCUGGGCAUCUUGGCAAUGAACAUUUUGAAAGGAUUUGCGGAGAAAUCCAAAAGGAAGGAGCUUCAUUAGCUGAUGUCCCUCGAAUAACCUGCAUUAUCUAGUCAGACCUCAUCAUUAACAAACUCCUCUCUCAAAGCACUAGCUCCCAUCAAUGUGGUUCUUGCUAAUUUCAAACCUCAGUUAGAUGAACUCAUUGGAAUGACUGACCUCAUUCUCUACACUUUGUAACUAUGUGCCUUUGCCAGUGACUGUGCUGAUAUGUCAAGUCCAGAUAAUGACUAACUUAGUUUUCGUAUUAAUUAUUUAUUUAAGCCAUUAUGUGGGGAAUACUUUCUUUCAGCUUUGUUUAGAAGGGAAUGGAAUGACACAAGGCUUCAUGUCGAGCAGAACGUUCCAAUGGAACUUAGAAAUAUCAGCUUGGCUGUUGCCCAGCCCAAGGCAAUGUUGCCCAUUCCGGUCCUGAUCGUGAGUACAGUUGUGACCAGCUUCUGAAUUCUAACACAUCUGCGGCAUAUGACCCUUAUGUUACUGUCAAGCAUAUCAUCAGAUCUUUCAUUGUGUUUUCUCCUGGCAUUUUACUUACAUAUGCAUAGCUUUUUCUGCUCUCCUUCUCUCCCUAGUGUCUGUAUUCUCAGUUAAUUUGGAAGCGGUUGGGGUCGGU
Molecule: messenger RNA, 7171 nt
Organism: Carcharodon carcharias (great white shark)
Lineage: Eukaryota; Metazoa; Chordata; Chondrichthyes; Lamniformes; Lamnidae
Gene: depdc5
Product: DEP domain containing 5, GATOR1 subcomplex subunit
Exons: 41
Coding region: 1419-6131 (1570 amino acids)
Biological process (GO): positive regulation of autophagy; negative regulation of TORC1 signaling; cellular response to amino acid starvation
Cellular component (GO): GATOR1 complex; lysosomal membrane
Molecular function (GO): GTPase activator activity
Source: RefSeq, a predicted model, not a curated record